Aspergillus pseudonomiae is the source of this 3963-nucleotide messenger RNA. Its product is annotated as putative histone deacetylase SIR2. The record is from RefSeq and is a predicted model, not a curated record. Gene Ontology annotation, biological process: methylation. The coding region runs from base 1 to 3963 and encodes 1320 amino acids. Gene Ontology annotation, molecular function: protein binding; nucleic acid binding; NAD+ binding. Gene Ontology annotation, cellular component: cytoplasm. The transcript is spliced from 12 exons. Lineage: Eukaryota; Fungi; Ascomycota; Eurotiomycetes; Eurotiales; Aspergillaceae.
AUGGGUAAACCCAGACCUCACAAAAAGAAAGCAUCCAAAUCCAAGUCCAAGUCCGUUCUCAGCGCUGGCGGGUCGGUCUCGAAACAGAAAAUGAACGAAGAUCCUUCCAAGCUCCUCGAACAAGCGACAACACUCCUCCAGACAGGACAGCCAGAUGUAGCGCUUCCGGUCGCCCAACAGGCGCUCGAACUUGCGCCGGCCAAUUCGCCCGCCCAGCUUUCGGCCUUGAACAUCGUGGCGGAGAUCUACGUUGAGCUGGGGGAGAUUGAUGUGGCGAGGCAGCAUUUUAUGCGCGCGGUUGAGCUGGACCCGACUGGCGCAAUUCCUGAAAGCCAGGGAGGUGGCGCUGAGAAGUUCAUGUGGCUUGCUCAAUUGAGCGAGCUUGGAGGCAAGGACAGUGUUCAAUGGUUUGAGAAGGGUGUUUCUUGUCUCAGGCAAGUUAUUCAACAGCUUGAACAGAACCCGGGUCCUGCAGAAGCUAUUGAGUUGGAGGAGAAGAAACGGAAGAUGGCUAAUGCCCUAUGUGCUGUUGCUGAGAUCUACAUGACCGAUCUUUCGUGGGAAGAAGAUGCUGAAGCCCGUUGCGAAACUCUCAUUACAGAGGCUCUUUUGGUCAACUCAAAUGCACCGGAAGUGCUACAGACUCUCGCCUCUAUCCGAAUCUCACAGCUGCGAACGGAUGAGGCUCGCGCGGCACUCACAAAAAGUCUUGAGCUAUGGAAGGACCUACCACCCGAGGACCCGACAGUCCCCGACUUCGCUACAAGGAUCAGUUUGGCUCGUCUAUUGAUGGAGGUCACCAUGGAGCUUGAAGCACUUGAAGUCCUAGAACGUUUGAUCUUAGAAGAUGACCAGAGUGUAGAGGCAUGGUAUCUCGGAGGAUGGUGUCUCUAUCUUCUCGCCGAGAAGAAGGAAGCGCCCAAGGAGGAAGAGCUGGACAGUGAAACUCCCGAGGCAAGACGCCAUGCCUCACUGGUCGCUAGCCGGGAAUGGCUGAAGCAGAGCUUGACCCUCUACGAAUCGAUUCAAUACGAAGAUGUGAGGCUCAAGGAGCAUGCGGAUGAGUUGGUCGAAGCGAUGAACAAAGAAUUAGGGGAAGAUAUGGAGGAUGACGGGGAAGGUGAGGAGGGAGUGGAGGGCUGGGAGGACGAGUUUGAAAGCCGGUGUCGGAUAAAUCCGCUCCGACCGCUUUCCCCGGAGAUUCGCAGAGCCAGAUUUAUCCCGGCAGAUCGUACAUUCGCGUGGCGAAAAAUUCAAUCGUCCUAUCUCCCAUACAGGAUGGACCUUAUACCAGCACCCGGCGGGGAGAGCUCUUCGUUGAAGAAUCCGGUGGUCGAAGUGGAAGCCGUCGAUAUGACCUCCGCGGAAGUGGAAGGGACCGUUGCGACAGAGAAUCCUCUCUCUGCGCAAAGCAAUGUAUCUCCGUCGGAAGAGGACUCGGAUAGCGGUGAAUCGGGAGACGAAUGGGAAACACAGUCACUCUAUGAAGACGCUAUCCAAGUCCUUCGUGACGAGCAACUUCGGGAAGGGGUACCUGAUGCUUGUACAUUAGACGAGGCGAUUGCAUUCCGAAACCGCCUCCAUGAAGUUGGCAAGGCCGCGUUCGUUGAGGAAACUAUUGCCCAGGACAAAGUAACGGCGAAGAAACUAUGCACUGCAUUUGGGAUCAUGCCCCCGGCUUUCCUCGAGGGCGCGCCGGACGAGGCCUAUCACCCUUUGCUUGCGAUUGGGAUCUCGCAAGAGUUCUCUCGCCGGAAGAAGCUUCCACAGUAUAACACGAUCGACGAUGCGGUCAAGUUACUUCAGGAGUCUAAGAAUAUCAUUGUUUUGACGGGCGCUGGUAUCUCAACGAGUCUCGGUAUCCCCGAUUUUCGGUCCAAGGACACCGGACUCUACUCGCAAUUGGCGCAUUUGGGUCUAAGCGAUCCGCAGGAAGUUUUCGAUAUUCAUAUCUUCCGUGAGGACCCGAGCAUCUUCUACUCGAUUGCGAAGGAUAUCUUGCCUACGGAGAAGAAAUACUCGCCAACUCAUGGGUUCAUUCGACUCCUGCAGGAUAAAGGAAAGCUCCUGACCAACUACACCCAGAACAUCGAUAAUAUCGAGGCGAACGCAGGCGUUCUUCCCGAGAAGAUUGUGCAGUGCCAUGGCUCAUUUGCCACGGCCACCUGUGUUAAAUGCCAGUAUCAGGUGUCAGGCGAUGCGCUCUACGAGGACAUCAGGAAGGGGAACGUUCCUGAAUGCACUUCCUGCCAGAAGGAGAUUGAGGAAGACUCUUUGAGGCCGCAGGGGCAAAAGCGCAAACGUAGCACGAAUGGCACACACAAGAGUCGAAACUCCGAUGGGGACGAGAGCUCUGAAGAGGAAGACUACGAGCUCCCUACCCCCGGGGUGAUGAAGCCUGACAUCACCUUCUUUGGCGAAGAUCUUCCCGAUGAGUUCGGACAGCGCCUGAUUCGCCAUGACCGUGACAAGGUAGAUCUGGUCAUCGUCAUUGGUACCUCGUUGAAAGUCGCUCCUGUAGCAGAAGUGCCAGGCGUGUUACCCCGUCAUGUGCCUCAGAUCUAUAUCUCUCGGACUGUAGUCAUCAUGGAAUAUGUGAUCCGCUUCGCGCAGGUCCACGAGACUUUUCGACGACCGGAAAUCGAGUCUCUGGCCGCUCUGGCUGGAAUUGAUCUGGAAAUCCUAUAUUACGACCAAUUUUCACCAUACUGCGUAGUAAAACUACCCAAUGAAGCAGAUGCGCGCACUCUGAUUUCGCGCAGUAUCUUAGCCAAAGAUAUCUUCGAACUCUGGGGCCAAGGCACCAACUAUGAGGAAGUGCACGCCGACGUCCGCAGGCGGACCCAGCACCGCUGGGAUGAGUUCCAGAAAGUGUCGUUCCGGUUCACGAUCGACUCAUUUUCUGGGAAGCGCAGCAUGGAGGCCAAGCGAGCCAUCAUCCAAUCGUUCGCGUAUCUGGGCUUCGACGGCCCAAUCCGGAUGAAGAACCCCGACGAGGACUUCUGGGUCCUGGAAGACUUUGUUUCGGACGUUGAGAUCGCGACGAGAGCGCCCGGUGCGACACACGCCUACAGCGACGUCCAGGACCCCAGGAAGAUCUAUCUCGGUCGCUGGAUUGCGAACAGCAGUCGCGAUAUCGUCCUGAAAUACGACUUGAAGAAACGCCGCUAUAUCAGUACCACUUCUAUGGACGCCGAGCUGAGCCUCGUCACGGCCAAUAUGGCCCACGCUGCUCCCGGGAGACUGUUCUAUGACCCUUUUGUUGGGACGGGGAGCUUCUGUGUUGCGGCAGCGCAUUUCGGAGCCUUGACCUGUGGGUCGGAUAUUGAUCCACGGAGUUUCAAGGGCAGGGAGAAGAAGGAGAAGGCGCCUAUGGGGUUGUUUACCAACUUUCAGCAAUAUGGCAUUGAGAGCAAGUUUAUGGAUGCGUUCUCUUCGGACUUGACGAACACACCGCUGUUGAAUCGUCAGUUCUUGGAUGGUAUUGUCUGUGACCCUCCAUAUGGUGUCCGUGAAGGCCUUAGGGUUCUGGGAACCCGGGACGGUAGUGGUCGAGAAGAGGUUAUCAUUGAUGGCGUUCCAGCGCAUUAUCGACCUGGUUACAUCCCUCCUAAGAAACCGUACGGCUUCGAAGCCAUGCAGAACGAUAUUCUCGCCUUUGCGUCCCGGACCCUCGUCACCGAUGGCCGUCUCUGCAUGUGGAUGCCCACCUCCAUCGACGAGGAUGUGGAGCUGCUCAUUCCCAUGCAUCCACACUUGGAGGUUGUCAGCGUUUCCGUGCAGCCGUUCAAUCAAUGGUCCCGCCGAUUGAUUACCUACCGAAGACUACCCGAAGGACAGGUCUCCGACAUCUCAAAGGCACGACAGAAGGGUGACUCGGAAGGAAUCAGCGCCGAUGAUCUGAAUGCGUUCCGGAGAAAGAUCCGAGAAAGGAAGCCCAGCUCCGCAACAAAGCUGAGAUGA